This is a messenger RNA of Cuscuta europaea, 1299 nucleotides long. Lineage: Eukaryota; Viridiplantae; Streptophyta; Magnoliopsida; Solanales; Convolvulaceae. The record is from the annotation of a GenBank genome assembly.
CCCAACUCAACCCCUUUCCUAAAAACAAUAAGCAUGGUUUCCUGAAUGAUAUCUUUCCAUCGUCGCACCCCUUUGUCUUCCAAGAAUCGCAGAGCCAUGGAGGAGUCCGAUUCAACUUGGAAGUUGCUGAAUCCAUCCUUCACCGUUUGAUUUACUGCAAAACUAAUGGAUUUCAGCUCCACCUCUAAAGGAGAAGAAGCUUCAAGUGGGAAACUGAAAGCUAGAAUCAUCUUUCCAUUCGCAUCUCUAAGAAUCGCGCCGCCAGUAGAUCUUGAAGAUUUGAGAGAGAAAUUCCCAUUAGCUGUAUCAUUCCAAGUAAUAUUCCCAUUAACAUUAACUGAGCAGAGCUGGGUUGCAUAUUCAUCAACAAGACAAAGCCUUCUCCAAAUAGAGGAAUCAGUCAGCUUAGGUGAACCCCAAGAUAUCUUUGAUGCUGUUAAGUCUGCCAGAGAAUAUAGCUCCUCAAAGAAAUGAACUGCUGCAGCCCCAAUCUGAGAAGGAGAAGAUAAGGAAUUGCCUUGGAUAUCACUAGUUGAGGUGAAUGAAGGACCUUUAUGAGGAAGAUCAAUGAGGUUGCAGGCAGCAAUACAGUCAGUAAAGUCAUUCACCCUCUCAAUAGAGGUAAAGAGUUCCCCUGAUGUAACUGGCAAUAGCGUUGAAAUCACCACCAAUCAACCAAGGCUCAGUCAUAGUAGAUGAGAAGGUUGUGCUGAUUCAAUCUCAGGUUGCUCUGGCUGCUGCACUAGCUCAGUAGAUUUACUAAACAUUUUCUCCAGUUUGCUUUUAACUGUAUUGCUUUGUUCUAUCAGUUUAGAAGAAUCAAUAGGUUCUUCUCCCUCAGAAGAAUAUUGUUUGCUGGCAAUCAAAGGGUCAUGUUCAAGUGCGUUUUCCAAAGAUUUGAGGAUUGGAGGACCUUCCAUAAUGAUGUCUUCAGCAUCCAGAUCUUCAGAAUCCAAUUCCACCAUGUCAGGGAUUUUAGAAGUAGAUUGUAUAUUAGUAGUGGUUGUAAUUACUCUGGCUUUCCCUUUUUCAACUGAUGUAUAUCUUCUUGUAGGCUCAGAGCGGGGCUUCUCAACCCAUUUUUCUUUGGAAAGAGGCUGAGAAGCUGUAUGUAUUCUCUUGGGGCAUUUAGGGUCAGAAUGACCCAAGUGUAAACAAAAGCCACAAUAUUCAGUCCUAUUCUCAUAGAUGAUUGAUUGUGAGAAGCCAUUUGGCCCACAAUUAAUCCAAAUUUUUUGUGGCAUCUCCUUCUUGAGAUCAACUUCAAUAUAUAUUCUGGCCACAGAUGGCCGAGUCAAU